Eruca vesicaria subsp. sativa (arugula) is the source of this 1498-nucleotide messenger RNA. The record is from the annotation of a GenBank genome assembly. Lineage: Eukaryota; Viridiplantae; Streptophyta; Magnoliopsida; Brassicales; Brassicaceae.
ACAACAUUCUCUCCAUCUCUGUUAUUUCAUCUUCACGAAAGGCGAUACCUUUCGAUCUUCCCUCUUCGAUUCUGUUUCAUCUCUUCAAUCUCAUCCACUUCCGUGUAGAAUCUCACAUUCUCUAGAUCCUUAACUUCAAACCCUCGAAACUAAAAUGUUAACCUAAAACUGUUCCCUCCCAAAAAAACAGAGCAAAACCACAAAAAGAUGUCAGAUUCAAGAUACAGAGUCGGAUACGCUCUCGCAGCCAAGAAACAACAAAGCUUCAUCCAACCUUCUCUGCUCGAACACUCAAGCCAACGAGGCAUUGAUCUAAUCAAACUCGAUCCAACCAAACCCUUACUAGAACAGGGGAAACUCGAUUGCGUGAUCCACAAGCUUUACGAUCUCAACUGGAAACAGAACAUCCAAACCUUCCGAGAGAAACUCCCUAACGUCCCCGUCAUCGACUCUCCAGACGCCAUCGAACGGUUACGCAACAGAGUCUCCAUGCUCGAAGUGAUCACUCAACUAAACUUUCCUUUUUCGGAAAGUGAGCGUUUUGGCGUCCCGAAACAGGUCGUUGUGAUGGACCAAACCGUUUUGAGCGGAGGAGAAGGGUUAGGGGAGCUUGAGUUUCCCGUUAUAGCUAAGCCCUUGGAGGCAGAUGGUAGCGCGAAGUCUCACAAGAUGUUCUUGAUUUACGAUCAAGAAGGGGUGAAGAUACUUAAAGCUCCCAUUGUGUUGCAGGAGUUUGUGAAUCACGGUGGUGUGAUCUUUAAGGUUUACGUGGUUGGUGACUUUGUGAAGUGUGUGAAGAGAAGAUCUUUACCUGAUAUCUCCGAGGAGAAGAUUGGGAUGUCUAGAGGGUCUUUGCCCUUUUCGCAGAUAUCGAAUUUGACGGGUGAGGAGGAGAAGAAGAGAGAGUAUGGUGAGGAUUUGAGUUUGGAGAAAGUGGAGAUGCCUCCUACGAGUUUCUUGGAGGAGUUGGCUAAGGCGAUGAGGGAGUCGAUGGGUCUUAAUCUGUUUAACUUUGAUGUGAUUAGGGAUGCGAGAGAUGGUGAUAGGUAUCUUGUUAUUGAUAUUAACUACUUUCCUGGUUAUGCUAAGAUGCCGUGUUAUGAGCCUGUGUUGACGGAUUUCUUCUGGGAUAUGGUUACGAAGAAGAAGAGUCAUGUCUGAGAAUGCCAAAAUUUGUUAGCGGGGACAUUUGUUAGGGAGUUGCUCAAUGUGUUGUGGAAUUUGUUGCUAUGGUGACUUAGCUGCUCUGCUAAUUUUCUGUUGGAUUCUUGAACUUUGUGGUGCUUUUUCUUUUAUUAUUAUUGUUUCUUAGGUGUUUUUCUCUUUGUUUACUUUCAAGUUUUUGCAAAGCCUUGUUCAAGUGCAUAACUGUUGUUACUCUUUGAGAAAUGAAAAGCAUUGGAUUUUCUAAGUUCUUGGUCAUUUGCUCUGUUCUUAACUCUGAGAUAGUUGAUUGAUGAAAUUAUUUUUACAUUUUUGUAAAGUGAAGUUAAGUGCU